Messenger RNA from Rotaria sp. Silwood2, 2190 nucleotides. The record is from the annotation of a GenBank genome assembly. NCBI's taxonomy places the organism in Eukaryota, Metazoa, Rotifera, Eurotatoria, Philodinida, Philodinidae.
AUAUUCUCCUCCAAAAGAAGAUGUUGCUGUUUUAGAUCUUCAAUCAACUCUUACUCGAGCCAUAACUUCAUCACCUGUUUUACUUGUACUUGCUCGUGAUAUUUGUUUUUCAUCUUCUAUUCGAGCAACAGGUGUUUUAUCAUGUGUCGGAGAAAUUAAAUCAGCAUGGAUUGAGUAUCGUCUAAACAGAAAAAUACCAUUAAAUACAGCUGAAGAAACAAAAUUAAAUUCUGAUAACAUUGUAGCAAACGCAAAAAAGGCAUUUUCCAAUGUUAAAAUCCAAUUGAAUAAUCAUAUACUUAGUCUAGAAGGUUCAGCAGGUUCUGUUCUUGAUGCUGAACUGGACAUUUUACAACAGUUAGUUGUUGAAAUGAAAUUUAGUUUAUCAAAUGAAUAUGCACCAACUGCAAAAGCUGAUUAUGAACGUAUGCAACGAAAUCUUGAGGGUGUUUCAAAAAUGCCUUCGAUAUUUAAUCCAAUGAAAUGGCGUUGGGAAGCCGAACAUCAAGUUAAAAUAACUGUUAAUAAUAAUAGAACAAAUAAUGAAUGUGAAAUAAUAAUUGAAGGACGAGAUUCACAAAUUCAAUAUGUAUACAAUGAAUUUCGAUCAUUUUUGGGCUGGUUAAGAAAUUGUGCUGUUGUUCGACAUCCUAAUGCAGGUAAGAAAAAAAGAUUAGCAGAGUCCCUUUAAGGCUAAAAUGUGAAACGCACAUGUAUUCUUUAGUCUUAUUUUACUAAUAGAAUAUGCGAUAAGUGAAAAAUCUCUAGCAGACUAUAGUUUUUUUCCAAGGCUAAUCGAUAACCAAUAAAGCGUCAAGUCUUUGUUUGGUUCUGCCUCUCGAAGAGAAACUUUUUCUAUUUUUCACUGAUGCUUAAUUUUUUGUUUGCUGUGUUGCCAUUCGCUCCUUGUCUUUCAUUUUCGUACUUCGCUUUGCUUAGUUUAAUAUUAUUGUGACUGUAGCCAUCAAUUUAGUUGGCAAAUAAGUCUGUUGUACAUAGCUAUUAUAUCUACGGUAGGGCUCAACGCACGAUUAUACAGUACGCGCCAAUUGAUUUUUCUCCCCUUUUUUUGUGGUUUUUAUCACGAGGGUUCUUUUAUUUUUCAAUACCAAAUAUAUAGGAAGAAAGCCCCAAACUCGCUGCAUUUUGUGAUAUAGUAGCAUUGAUUAAGAAAUGCACUUUAAAGUAUGAAAAGGGUAUCAAAGGAAAAAAGUAAAAUUUUGUUUUGUUACCAUUUUCAUCCACGUUUAUUAUUCAUAUCACAACAAAAGAAGAGUAAUUGUUGUUGAAAUAACUUUUUGACGAAAACAAAGUAGAGCUCUGAGGUUUUCAUCAUUCAAAACAAGAGAUAAAUCUGCAUCGAAUCUUUUCGUUUACAUAUUCAUCACAAUCUUUGCCAGGUGUUCAGCUACGUUUUUCAAAAACUUGACUCUUUUCGCAUUUUUUGAUAAAAGGCCAAUUUUGUUUUUGAAAAAUGUCAUGUUUUCCAGAAAACGCGACUCAACACUCUGAUAAAACUUGUUAUGAAUAUGUGAAAGAAGAGAUUCUAUGCAGAUUUAUAUGUUCUUUCGAAUGAUGAAAACCGCAGAGCUCUAUCUUGUUUCUGUUACAAGUUAUUUCAAAAAUACUUACUCUUCUUUUGUUCUGAUAUGAAUAAUAAACAUAGAUGAAACUGGUAACAAAAAAAAUUUCAACUGUUUCCUUUUGAUAUACUUUUCGUACUUCAAACUGCAUUUCUUGUUCAACGUUAAUAUAUCACAAAAUGCAGCGCGUUUGAAGCUUUCUCCGUAUAUAUAGGAAGGUAAAAAAUAAAAGCAGUCUAAUGAUAAAAAAGAGAAGAGGAAAGUCAAUCGGUGCGCACUGUAUAUCUCGAUAAACAUUGAUAUUGAUUAUUCUCGAAAGUUAUAGCAUGAUCGAUUCACAUUUUUUCUGUUGAUCAUAUAAUGGCUGUGAAAAAUAAAUAUAUCAUUAGCCAUUAUUAUUGGCAUCUUGAAUAUAAACUUUUAUCUGGGUAAACAUGCGAACCUGCAUUAUUUACAACAUUUACAAACGUAUUUCAGUCAUCGAAAUUGCGUGGAAGGCUUUUGAAUAUUCUAGAAUAGUCUAAGUCUUUCUGUUCAAACUGUUUAACAUCUUUUUAUUUUACUAAAAAACUCUGAAAAAGGAGUUUGACGUCUGUUGUCUUAUGUU